Striga hermonthica is the source of this 858-nucleotide messenger RNA. The record is from the annotation of a GenBank genome assembly. Lineage: Eukaryota; Viridiplantae; Streptophyta; Magnoliopsida; Lamiales; Orobanchaceae.
AUGGACUGCAAUAAAGACGAAGCCGUAAGAGCAAAAACCAUAGCCGAGGAAAAGUUUAAGCAGAAGGACUACGCUGGCUCCAAAAAAUUUGCAUUGAAAGCCCAAACUCUCUAUCCACAGCUUGAUGGCAUUUCCCAAAUGCUAGCGACCCUAGACGUGUAUUUGUCUGCUGAGAGGAGGAUAAAUACGCUGGUCGAUUGGUACGGGGUGCUUGAUGUGGAUCCCACGACCGAUGACGAGACAAUCAAGAAAAAGUACCGGAAAUUGGCUCUUCUUCUGCACCCCGACAAAAACCCAUUGGCUGGUGCUGAUGGUGCGUUUAAGCUCAUUUCUGAGGCCUGGAGUCUUCUGUCGGAUAAGGCCAAGAGGUUGGCCUAUAACCGCCAAAUCGCGGGUUUUAAAGGGUCCCACCCGAAACCUCCUAGUGGGGGCCCCUCUGCUGGUGGGCCAAGAACUGCCAGCCGGCAGGCCCAAAAUGGUGGCCCGCUGGCACCAUCCUCGGAGUGCCCAUCUUCAAAGCUUGGAAAGAGAGAGCCUCCCGCUCCAAAAAUGCCAAAAAAGAGAUCAAAGACUGUAGCUGCCAAGCCAGUCCCUGCUCCUUCACCCAUUCCAAAAGUCGAGAGUUUUUGGACCAUCUGCCAUGAAUGCAAGGUUAAGUACGAGUAUCACGUGAUGUACCGCAACUGUACCCUUCACUGCAUGGACUGCAAAAAGCUAUUUGUGGCUCACCAGAUACCUCGGCCGGCUGAGCUGUCACGAAUUCGCAAGCCUAGUCACCGGCCGCCUGCGCAACAGCUGAACUCGAGCAACAAUUGCAGUAGUGAUAAUAAUCUGGCCUCGCAGUCUGUUAUUUCCUGA